UAGGUUUUUGUUAGGGAAAGUUACAUUUUUCUUUCAUUACAUGAUUUUAAAGUUGUUUUUUUUAUUUUUGCAGUUUCAAAGCAGUAUGUUUUAUGGGCAACGCAAUGCUGCAUUGGAGACUCAGGAACGUGUACCAUGGGUAGCCCCUGACGACGCUGAAGGAAGUGAUGUCGACGUGAGCCCUUUGGACAUUGACAGUGAUGAUGACGACCCUACCUACGUUCCUGACGAAGGCCUUACUCAGGACGAUGCCUUUGACCCUCCUAACUCUAGAGCUCGCAAGGUCAAUGUUGUUGUCCCUCAAGCGAUGCCUAUGGAAGAGGAAGGUGAGCCUAACCCUAAGAGGUCUCGUGCUGAUGAAUGGAAGAAGGAAGACAUUGAUAUCCGUGCCCUGCCCAACUUCAUUCAUCAGAAGCCUGACUAUUUGAGGGAACCUUAUGAAUAUUUCUCCCAGUUCUUCACAGCUGAAUUGAGGAACACAUUGUGUAUCAAUCCAACCUGUACUCAAGACAGAAGGAUGUAG
Molecule: messenger RNA, 523 nt
Organism: Macrobrachium nipponense
Lineage: Eukaryota; Metazoa; Arthropoda; Malacostraca; Decapoda; Palaemonidae
Exons: 2
Coding region: 41-523 (160 amino acids)
Source: RefSeq, a predicted model, not a curated record